Culicoides brevitarsis is the source of this 1445-nucleotide messenger RNA. RefSeq names its product membrane-bound alkaline phosphatase-like. Gene Ontology annotation, biological process: dephosphorylation. NCBI's taxonomy places the organism in Eukaryota, Metazoa, Arthropoda, Insecta, Diptera, Ceratopogonidae. The record is from RefSeq and is a predicted model, not a curated record. The coding region runs from base 141 to 1445 and encodes 434 amino acids. The transcript has 2 exons. Gene Ontology annotation, molecular function: alkaline phosphatase activity.
CCAAAAUUUACGAAGCGGAGCAAAAUUCUGAAUUUUGGCAAAUAAUUGGAAAAAAUGUUGUUCGAGAAAAUCUAAAUAAAAUUCCAGAAAAUAGAAAAAUUGCCAAAAAUAUCAUUCUUUUCCUCGGAGAUGGGCUCAGCAUGACAACGACAACAGCGACGAGGAGUUUUGAAAGUGAUCCGAACCAAAGUUUGGCGUAUGAAAAAUUGCCUUUUACGGGAAUGUCGAAGACUUACUGUGUCGAUCGACAAGUUGCUGACUCGGCUUGUACUGCAACAGCUUAUUUGUGCGGCGUGAAAGCGAAUUAUCAAACAAUUGGUGUCAAUGCGAAAGUUUUUUACAAGGAGUGUGAUGCUCAGGUUGUGAAAAAGAACAGAACGCCAUCAAUUGCAGAAUGGGCAAUAAAAGCGGGAAAAGGAGCAGGAAUUGUUACGAAUAUGAGAGUUACACAUGCGUCGCCUGCAGGAGUUUAUGCAAACACAGCAAAUCGCAAUUGGGAAAACGACGCCGAAGUCGAAAAAAGUGGCUGCGACGCUUCUUUAGUAGAUGACAUUGCCGAACAACUCGUUCGAAACGCUCCCGGCAACGCCCUUCGUGUCAUUAUGGGAGGCGGACGUCGAAAUUUUCGCUCCAAAAAUCACAUUGACGAGGAAGGCGACGAAGGAAAACGCAACGAUGACGUCGAUUUGGUCUCCGAAUGGCUCGAAUCUAAAAAAAAUCAAGGAAAAUACGUCUGGAAUCGAGAAGAACUCCUCAAAGUUGAUACCAAAAAUGUUUCUUACCUCUUGGGAUUGUUCGAGUCGUCUCACAUGUUCUACAAUCUCGAAGUUUUGGAAGAAGGUCGUGACGAAUUCGAACCAACGCUCGCAGAAAUGGUCGAAAAAGCCAUCGAUGUGUUGACUUCCGAGCCAAAUGGGUAUUUUUUGUUCGUCGAAGGCGGUUUAAUCGAUCACGGACAUCAUUCAAAUCGCGCGAAACAAAGUUUGGAUGAAACGCGCGAAUUUUCCAAAGCAAUCGAACUGGCAAUGAGCAAAAUUGACCUUGACGAAACUUUGGUAGUUGUCACUUCGGAUCAUUCGCAUUCUUUCAGUUACGGCGGAUAUCCCGAAAGAGACGCGAAUAUUCUCAGGACGACGGGCGAAGAAGCUGAAGACGGCAUGGAAUCAAUGUUUUUGAGUUAUGCGAACGGCAAAGGUUACAAAAAGCACGUAAAAGAGGAAGGAGGUCGAGUUGAUCCAAAAACGUUGAAGAAACCGAGUGAUUUUCGACAUCCAGCGACGUUGCCAAAGGAUUCGGAAACGCAUGGCGGAGAUGAUGUCGGAGUUUAUGCUGCUGGUCCAUGGGCGCAUUUGUUCACGGGAAAUUUUGAAGAACACACAAUUCCGCAUAUGAUGGCGUUCGCUGCUUGUAUUGGCGAUGGAAUUAAAGCUUGUGAUGAAAAAUAA